GUGGACCUGGUUAUUAUCCAAAAAGUGACAAAACUAUUUAUAAAAAACUCUUUAUAACUUAUAUAUGAGCUUUCCGUUCGAAAAUCAGGGAGCGACGAGACUUUUGUAUCUCUAGCAAACACAAGCAAGAAAACAGAAAAGAACAAAAUUAUCAGAUUUGAUGUUUCUAUGUUGUACUCGAUGUUAUAACCCAUAGCACAUUCCCUCGGAGCUAAACAACCCAAUUGUUUUCCAAAAAAAAUCAUCUGGCAUCUCUGAUUGUCAUCGGAAAACGUGCGAGUUGUUUUGCCGAACAUUGAAACCAGCAUGUUUUUAUUUGUGCAUCGGUAUUUAUAAUCAUAAGAAACUGAACUCUUUCCCACUUAAAAUCAAACCAAAUAUAUCUUCAAAAUAUGGGCCUAACAAAGCAGUAUUUGGCCUUCAAGCCAGUGUCCAUUUUCAACAUAAUUGCCAGUGGUCGAGCGAAUGUUUCGUUUGUCUCUAUAGGCGGCGAGGAUGGCCACUUCGUGGCUGUAGCUGCAGCCGAGAAGGUUCUGAUUUGGAACACAAGGCGUGGCGAAAAAGUCCUCGAGUUAACGAGAGAUAAGCAGGAAGUAACCUAUCUCCGACCCAGCCCUGACCAGAAGCAUUUGGCCGUCGGUUACGUAGACGGAAUAAUUGAGGUAUUCAAUUUCGAAAGCCGUCAAUCGAUCUGUACAUUCGCGGCACAUCGAUCAGCGGUUAGUGCCAUGAACUACGACCUUAUCGGGCUGAAGUUAGUGUCUGGUGGUUUGGAUAACGAUUUGGUGAUCACGGACGUAGUGGCCCAAAGUGGAAAAUGUCGUUUAGUAGGACACAAUGCACCAAUAACGGAUGCCUGUUUUAUGCAAAAAUAUCAUGAUUUUGUGAUAUCCAGCUCUAAGGAUACACAAAUCAAGUUUUGGAACAUUGAAACGCAAUGCUGCUUCAAGACCAUUAUUGAUCACCGAAGCGAAGUUUGGAGUAUUGUUUUGAUGAAAAAUGAUGAUUUUCUUGUGGCUGGAUCGGGUGAUUCUCAGCUUGCAGUGUACAAAAUUACUGAAAAUGUCAACAGUUCUUCACAGGAACUCUCUGGUUCUCCAGAUGAUUUGUUGUUAGAGUCGGAAACAACUUGCCCCAUUCGAUGCGUUUUGGCAGGGCAUAUACAAAGGUUCGGCUUCGGCAGGACGAUGAAUCUGAUUGCCGAGAGUGGUGGACAGAUUUUGGGCUGCCAUGGUUCAGAUCGUAAGAUUGAGCUCUUUUAUUUCUACAACGAUGAUGAAGCAUUAGCACGGCUAACGAAACGUCUCAAAAAGCUGGACGCUAAAGUUGAUAAACAGACGACAGAAAAUACGGCCCAGCGUCAGCUAUCGUUGGUAGACGAAAUUAAACGUUUGCCCGUAGUUGCAGUACCAGAAAAAAUUAAGUCGUUUGACUUAUUGCUAGGAACGACAGACGAACUUCGCAUUUGCGUUACGUAUAUCAAAAAUCUUAUACAAGUGUAUACUCUGAACAUCGUUGAAAAGCACGCUGAGGUGAAGGUGCUUCACACAGUUCGACAACAAGGGCAUUCUUCGGAGGUACGAUGCGUCACCUUUAGUUCGGACAAUCUGGCAAUAGCUUCUGGUAGCGGUGAAUCGCUCAAACUAUGGAGCCGAGCAUCGCAAUCUUGUCUCAGAACCAUUGAAACGGGUUACGUUAUCAGCUGCUGUUUCGUGCCCGGCGAUCGUCAUGUGCUGAUAGGUUUGAAAACGGGCGAACUGCUGAUUGUGGACAUUGUCAUCGGAGAGAUUAUCGAGCGGAUACAAGCCCACGAAAAGGAGUUGUGGAGUAUCGUUCUGAUGCCAGACUCGCGUGGCUGUGUUUCCGGUGGUGGCGAUACAACGGUCAAAUUCUGGAGCUUCGAGCUGGUAGCGGAUCCCAAUCGGAAGGACAACAGUGAAGUGAAGAUUCUGUCGCUACUUCACAAAAACACGCUAAAGAUGGAAGAAACAGUCUUGAGCGUGCGUGUUUCCCGUAACAGCAAGUAUAUAGCCGUAGCUCUACUGGAUACGACGGUGAAAAUUUUCUUUUUGGACACACUGAAGUUCUACCUUUCAUUGUACGGGCACAAGCUUCCUGUCCUCUGUAUGGACAUCUCAUACGAUUCAAGUCUAAUUGUAACUGGAUCUGCCGAUAGGAGUAUCAAAAUCUGGGGAAUGGAUUUCGGUGAUUGUCACAAAUCGCUGCUCGGACAUGAUAACUCCGUUAUGGGUUUGCAGUUCAUCCCGAAAACGCAUAUGUUCUUUUCGUGUGGAAAAGAUGGUAAACUGAAGCAGUGGGAUGCAGAUAGUUUCGAAAAAAUUGUCACUUUGCCCGGUCAUGUUGGUGAAGCGCACGGUCUGGCUGUAAGCCCAAAUGGAAAGUUUGUCGUAAGCUGUGGGUCGGAUCGAACGCUGCGACUGUUUGAACGUACAGAUGAAACCUUGGUGCUGCAAGACGCCCAGGAAGAAGAACGUGAAGAGCUGGAGAACAAUACAUUGGCAACUGGUGAAGAUUCUGGUAUGCCCGGGCUGCCUGGUUUGAAAUUACCUUCGAAAAAAACUAUUGGAGCUGAGAAAGCUGCUGAAAAUAUUUUAGAAUGUUUAGAAGUGAGUAAAAAAUUUGAACAGGAAGAGAGCCAGAACGCAGUUCCUCCAUUGAUGUAUGCCUAUGAAGCAACCAAUACGGACGAUUUUGUACUGGCGGUCUUAACGCGCAUUCGAGCAAGCGAUUUGGAAGAAGCACUCUUACUUUUGCCAUUUUCCGCCGUGUGUGAUCUGUUGGAGCGCAUUCCAAAGCUCACACAAACGCGACAAGAUGCAACGGAAACUAUUUGCAAAGUUGUGCUAUUCCUGUUUCGUAUCCAUCAAAAGCCUAUUGUCAACCAUCAAAUUUUGUUACCAGUGAUACAGGAAAUCAUUGCGACACUCCAAGGUGCUAUUGUCGAACAGCGAGACAUGAUCGGGGUGAACUUCCACGGUAUGCAGAUGCUACAACGUGAACUGGAAGCGAGUCAAGACAUAACUUUGUUCCGAGAUGCUACCAAGAACAGAAAAAUGAAGGAUCAAAAACGUAGAAGGAAAGAACUAACCAAGCGAACCUUCGUACAAAUUAGUACGUAAGUGCUACACAAUACAGGUAACAAUUGUAA
Wyeomyia smithii (pitcher-plant mosquito) is the source of this 3169-nucleotide messenger RNA. RefSeq names its product WD repeat-containing protein 3. The transcript has 3 exons. Gene Ontology annotation, cellular component: Pwp2p-containing subcomplex of 90S preribosome; small-subunit processome. NCBI's taxonomy places the organism in Eukaryota, Metazoa, Arthropoda, Insecta, Diptera, Culicidae. The record is from RefSeq and is a predicted model, not a curated record. Bases 393 to 3140 code for a protein of 915 amino acids. Gene Ontology annotation, molecular function: snoRNA binding; protein binding. Gene Ontology annotation, biological process: maturation of SSU-rRNA.